UCUCUAUUCCAUCCUUCACAUUUGUUUGGUACAACUCCAACUGCGAAGCGCACAAUCUGCUAAUACAACGACCGUUGAAAAACGCGCGCACCCGAUUCUCCUCCCCCACGAUCGCUCAUUUUUUACGCCAGCUUUUCACUUCAAAAUUUAUUCGACAAACCCUGAUUUCUUUCCAGUAAUAAAUUUAGUAUUUAAAGGAUCGAUCUUAAUCAAUUGCAGCGACGACGAUUACUAUGAUGGUACAUCGUGUAUCGGUUUUUCUCUGCUACAUUCCAGUGUUUAUAUCAGCUGCUACAAUAACACUUGAUUCCAUUGAGAUAUAUAAAACACAUGAUUGGUUACCGUCCAAACCUACAGUUUACUUCCUGUGUAAAGGGGAGAACAAGACAAUUUUACCUGAUGUGAAGGAAAAGCUUCUCUUGUAUACCUUCAAAGGUGAAGAGUCUUGGCAGCCUCUAACAGAACUGCAAGAUAAGAAAUGUAAGCGCUGUGGGUUCUAUGAAGAGGACAUCAUUAAGUCAGAUGAUGUAUUUGAUGAAUGGGAGUUUUGCGCUUCUGAUUUUAUGAAGUCUGAUGGGAAAUAUAUUCAUCUGAAAGACAAAGAAAUCAAUGCAACAUUUUUGUGUCCAGAAUGUGUACCUUUUGGAAAUGGAAAGCAUUUUCUUUUUCUGAUGGAACAUCAUCAUUUUAAGAACGUUCUUAUGUGCUUUUCUAAGUGUCACAGAAGGCAAGUGAAACACCAUCCACAUCCCAGCUUCAGGCCAUUCCUCUACCUCCAAUAACAGCUCGGGUGGAAUGCAUUGGGCUCUAAUUGUGCUUAUCAGCGCUGUAGUUUCAACAGUUUUUAUUGCUGGUUUGGUAACUGCAUUCAAGUUUUGGCAGAAAAGGAAGAGGCAGCAAGAGCAGGCACGGUUCCUGAAACUGUUCGAAGAAGGUGAUGACAUCGAGGACGAAUUUGGAAUUGGCCCUCUUGGCAGUGAAGUUUGAAAAAUAAAAGUUCUUCUGCCUUUGAAUUCCAUUUGCAAAGCUGUGAUUUGCUAAGGGAGAUUUUCUGCCAGAAUCGAUAUUCGAUAUACAAGGGAAAAAAAAAUGCCAUGUAGUAUGGUCUUUUGUCCUUUUUGGGGAUACGGGUGAAUGCCAAGGAAAUUUAGCAGCUGUACACACAUUGCGAUUAAAUGUGAGACUGAAUAGAGGAACUGUUGAAAUGUAUCAGAAGUUGGGAUAAUUAGACUAUAUUCUUCAAUUCUUUUUGAGCAAGAAAGAAAUUUCACAUCUUUUUAACUGA
Olea europaea var. sylvestris is the source of this 1285-nucleotide messenger RNA. RefSeq lists its product as uncharacterized. Lineage: Eukaryota; Viridiplantae; Streptophyta; Magnoliopsida; Lamiales; Oleaceae. The transcript is spliced from 5 exons. The coding region runs from base 234 to 782 and encodes 182 amino acids. The record is from RefSeq and is a predicted model, not a curated record.